AUGGCGCACGUGCUCUCGGGUCUACCGCGCAAGGUGUGCAUCACCGGCGCGCGCGGACUGGUGCGGAAGGGCGGCGGGGCCGGAAAUAGCGGCUCGGUGACGAAACCGAAGCACCUGAUCCAGUCGGUUCUGCAGGACGCGCUGGUCACGGACACCAAGGGGUUGCUGCGGUUGUCCGAUCUGGACGGACUGGUCGCCGUGCCCUCGCUGACCGACCCGCACUUCAUGGAAGCCCACUAUCAGGCGACGUGUUUGGGCUUGUUUCCCGCGGAGAAACCCCUCCGCGUACGGACGAUCGACACCGGGGGCGCCGGGCCGGUGUCCGCGCUCCUCGAAGCGGCGCAAAUGAUCGAGUGCGAAAAUUGCGAGGUGGUCGCCGUCGUGGCGGGCGACUGCGUGGGGUCUUUAUCUUCGGCGGAGUUUCUGAGGCGCGCGGACGCGAGCUGCCAGAACUUGGAGCACCCGAUGCCCAGUCCGGUGAUUCCUCACGGGUAUGAUAGGUACACUUCGCACCUCCUCAACCAAGGCCACUGCACCCGCGACCAGCUCCGGCUCGUGCCCGUGCUGGAGUCUUGGCACAGCAGCUCCUUCGCCGCCACAGCGGACAGAAGUUCUUCGAGUAGUUCUUACACGCCGCUGACGAAAAAGCCGCUGUCGUUGGCGCAGGUGCGGGAAGCCGAACCGGUGACGGAGAACAUCUCCUUGCUCGAGUGCGCGCGGCGAGCGGACGGCGCGGCGGCGAUCGUUCUUGCCAGCAACCGGUUUUUGCUCCGACGCUUGCAAGAGCGGGACGGAGCGUACGACGAGUCGUGGCUGUCCAAGUUGCCGGUGGUGCUCGGCGGUGCGGAAGCCUCCGGCCCGCUCUAUCCGCCACCACUAGAGGAGGUCACCGGCGCGCACUUUUCCAGCGGGGAAGCGGCCUGCAGGUUUGCGUACGAGGAGGCGUGUCUCGCACCGGAAGACAUCGACUUCUUCGGCUUGUACGACUGCUUUCCGGUCUGCUUCCUGAAGGCCUUGGAAGCCGCGGGAGUGGCCCCCGCCGGCAAAGCGGGCGACCUUCUGCAGGGGCUGCACGACGAGUUUGCACCGGUUCUCUUCUCCGCUGAGCACCACUCGCUGCCUCAACUACACGGCGAGGGGCGUUCACUUGCAGACAUCGACCCCGCUGCGUACCGCCGGUUUUUGGAGAAGUUUCCCAUCAACACGCACGGGGGGCUGCUGGCGUUCGGUGCACCGUGGGAAGUGCCGGCAGCGUUCAAUGUGGUGGAGGCCGUCCGCCACCUCCGGCAGGCAGCUAUGGCCACCACAAGUUCUGGUGUACCAGCGAGCUCAGUGAGGAAUUGCCGUCGAGCCUUGGUGUACGGAAAUGGCGGGAUCUUCUCUGCCUCUGCAGUUGCCAUAUUGGGUGUUAGAUGAAAGAAAAUGUUGUAGAGAAAAAAUGAAUGCUGCAACAAGGACAAUUAUCGUUUACGUUCUUGUUGAAGAAGAAUACCCACUACAAGGAUUAAU
Molecule: messenger RNA, 1509 nt
Organism: Amoebophrya sp. A120
Lineage: Eukaryota; Dinophyceae; Syndiniales; Amoebophryaceae
Source: the annotation of a GenBank genome assembly